This is a messenger RNA of Salvelinus fontinalis (brook trout), 3749 nucleotides long. Its product is annotated as receptor activity-modifying protein 1-like. Gene Ontology annotation, molecular function: coreceptor activity. Gene Ontology annotation, cellular component: membrane; signaling receptor complex; cell surface. NCBI's taxonomy places the organism in Eukaryota, Metazoa, Chordata, Actinopteri, Salmoniformes, Salmonidae. The transcript has 4 exons. Gene Ontology annotation, biological process: G protein-coupled receptor signaling pathway; intracellular protein transport; receptor internalization. Bases 120 to 611 code for a protein of 163 amino acids. The record is from RefSeq and is a predicted model, not a curated record.
GUGCUUUAACCCACUCCUGUUCAUUCCGGAGGAGAACAGCGUAUUGACACUCUUGGCUGCUACUCACUAGUCCUUGAGUUUAAUUUGGCUCUGAGGCUCUCCAGUGUCCUCUCUCCACCAUGAUCUUCCUACUGCUCUUCCCUGUCCUCGUCUUAGGUGAAAUUCAAUUACAAAGCAAUGUCUCAUCCAAUGUAACAUUUGAAGAUAAUGAAAGUUUUCAGGAGCAGGAGUAUUUCCAUGUUUUUCGCCACUGCAAUGAGAGCCUCCUAGAACAAGUCAGCUACAUCAUAUGCUGGAAUCAGUUUGACUCUGAAAUGAAAAACAUCAACAAGGAACUCUGGUGUGAAUGGGACCAAGUCAUCAGACCAUACAAUGAGCUGACCAAAUGUAUCGAGAGCCUGACCACCUACUUAGGAUGUUACUUCCCGAACCAAGUGGUGCAAGACUUCUUCAUCCAGAUCCAUUCCAGCUUCUUCCAGGCAUGUCCGGAGGAGGAGCAGUUAUUUCCUGAUGCCCCCUCCGGUGUUGUGCUUACCCUUACCCUCAUUCCAGUCAGUCUCAUCCCCAUCUUGGUUUUCCUAGUGGUCUGGAAGAGCAAGAUCUGCGACUAAGUUGGAAAUGUUGAAUAUGUGCUUUUUGAAUGUGUCUUAGGUCCCUUCCUGAAACAGCCCCUAAUAAUUCCCUCUAAGUAUUUUCUUAUAAUGUGUUUAUUUUUAAAAUAUUUUUAUUGUAUGUAUAUUAAGAUUGUUUCUAUUUGUAUAUUUGUAAUGUUGCAAAAUACAUUGACUUAUUUCUUUCACAAAAAAGUAUUAUAAUUGUGUCUAUUCUGAAACAACCCCAUGUCAAUAUAUUUAUAUUGUAAUACAGAAUAAGGGCAAUAAGUACCUAGAAUUAAUUCACUGUAGAUGGUCUGUAGUCAUAUUUAUAUUUACUUUUAACAUAUUCUAUUAACAUAUUUACUUUUUACUAUAUGUAAUUUAAGCCACUGGGGUUGCUCUUCAAAUGGGGUCCCCCACAUUUAGCUGUCAUGUACACUGAAAUAAAACUAAACCACAAAACAAAUGGACAGAAAUAAUAUCCACAACAGUCCCAUAGUAUAAAAGUGAAAAGGGGGCCGGAUAACAACUGCAACUACAGGGACAUCGUGUUUUCUGGACCCUUUUUGGACCCUCCCCUAAUCCCAGUGUCACUAUAGCUCGUGCUAUACCUAUACAUUGUCUUCCCUUGGUCUCCUGCUUGGAAAUUCUAGGGAAUGAUUCAGAUAAGGUAUAUAAAUAGCAGCCAUUAACACUGAAUCAAUCUUUCAGAAGACUGUUUGUUUACCUUAUGCAUGAGAGUGAAUGCGUGGCAGAUACAUUGUAGUAUCACCAGACCUGGGUCAUACAUAUGAGUCAAAUACUUUCAAAUACUUGAGAUGCACUUGAUUGAGUUUACAAUGGGACCAAUGGAAUAGUCCCAAAAGAGCAAACCCCAAGCUUAAUCAAAUGAAAGUAUUUGACCCAGGUCCGGUAAUUAGGUCAGAGGUCACCUUCAGCCAGCCCAAUUUCCUACUGAACCCACCUGGGUGACUGUCAUAUAGUCAGUGAAUAAUAUAACAUACUGUGCUCAGCCAACCAAACAUGCUAUUGGUCUGUUGGAGUGUUCAUUGUGUGCUGCUAAAUAUCUCUGUUGGAGCACUGCCUAACACUGGGAAUCAAUGAAGUGCAUCCAACUCAACCAUGCCAUACAGCCAGUUGUUGAUACCCAAGAUCUUUAGGCAGUAGUCCAGUCCUGGAUCGGGACUACUAGUGCUGUGGUAUCUGCACAAACUAGCCUUUUAUUACACUACAAUUUAGUGCAAUAGCAAAUGUACCUCCACUUUCAAUGCUAAGACAACUGUUGUAUGAUGUUUCCUGUGCUGGUGUGGUUGUGAAGAGGCGAGUAUAUCAAGUAACUUGAGUUACAGAGAGGGGUAACUUAUUAUUUGAAUAAUCAAGAAGCUAGUUCUCACCGUUUUUCUGAAUGAAUACAGUGGCUCACCAUGGGCCAAUCCAGUUGCAUUGUCGAGAGAGAGAAAGAUUAAGUGGUUGUUUGAAUAACGAUAGCCUUGUUAACUUUCACAUGCUUAUUAGUUCAGUGGGGAAAUGCGGACUGCUUGGAACAGGGCAAAUUCUUUUGGGUGAUUAAACCUUAUCUAAACUCACCGUUUCACCCACGGUUGUGGUUAGAUGCACUGCUGACAAUCAGCCGUUUGACAUUUCACAGUUGUAAGGUGAGGCUAUGUCGAGAUGGCAUAAGGCGCCACCUACUGUCUCAAAGCUGUAAAGACGACUCCAGUCAACCGUAUGCAGUUUGGUACAGUAUACACAUACAGGUAACUGCCAAAAUAGAGGAAACACCAACAUAAAGUGUCUUGGGGCAUUGGGCCAUCCACCACGAGACAGAACAGCUUCAAUGCACAAUGGCAUAUAGUCUACAAGUGUCUGGAACUCUAUUGGAGGGAUGUGACACUUCUUCCACGAGAACUUCCAUAAAUUGGUGUUUUGUUGACGGUGGUGGAAAACGCUGUACCAGGCUCCGCUCCAGAAUCUCCCAUAAGUCUUCAAUUGGGUUGAGAUCUGGUGACUGAGACGAACAUGGCAUAUUAUUAUUCAUUAUUAAUAAUAUUUUUUUAAAAUAUAUAUUCUUUCAUUUUCAUGAUCAUCAAACCAUUCAGUGUCCACUCGUGCCCUGUGGUUGGGGGCAUUGUCAUCCUGUGGGGGCAUAGCCAUGGUAGCCUAAAUGGCCAAAAUACUGAUGGGAUGUUAAUUGCUUAAUUAACUCAGGAACCACACCUGUGUGAAAGCGCCUGCUGUCAAUAUACUUCUUAUCUCUCAUUUACUCAAGACUUUCCAUUAUUUUGGCAGUUAUCUGUACAUAUUUCAUUUUACCAAGUUUCAACUCAAAUACAAAUAGUUUGUCAUUGUUGGAGUAAGUUUUGGGUCUACUGUAUUAACAUAUUGGGUUUACAAUAUAUUUUUCUCAAUUUUAUUUUAUUAUUUUAUUAUAAUGAGGAAAAUGCAAGAAAAGGAAACAUGUCAAAUAAGAUAAAAGUGUCUUUACCUUUGGUUAAAAAAUCCCACCAUGGAUGAAAUCUCCAUGUCUUACAUAAGUAUAACUGACUUACUAAAUAUAUUAAACCCAAACUAUGAUAGCCUACAUGUAUAACAUGGAGUGUAAAUGAGGAUGUCAGUGUAAAGCAUAGUAAAUACACCAGCUUACAGAGAAAAAUAACAGAGUAACCAAAUACCAGUCCAUUAACAAGUCUCCCCGUCCUGUUUGAGGGAGAGCAAUGGGGGGUAAUAAACAACAUUAUAAAUGUCUCACACCUCCAAACUGGACCGUUCAGUGUAACAUUAGUCUGAGGUACCUUUAACUGUCUACAAGGAUCUUCUGUGUUUCCCUGUCACGAAUCCCGCCGAAGAUGGUGCCUCUUCCCGUUCGGGCGGCGCUCGGCGGUCGUCGUCUCCGGCCUACUAGCUGCCACCGAUCCCCUUUUCUGUUUCAUUUAGUUGUGUCUGAUUUGUUGCACCUGUUUUGUGUUUAGGUUCAUUGUGGGCUAUUUAAACCCAGUUGGCCCGCCGACUUUUGUGCGGGCUUGUUUUUCUGUUUGUGGUGUCGUUAUUUCUUGUGGUGUCUGUUCCGAGUAGAUUUUGUCCUGUUUGUUUGUUUUGGACUGUUACUUGACGCGCCCUUGUAUGUGUGGCGUAGCCGUCUCGCUGUAUCUUUUG